AUGCCUACAGAGCUAGAAGAGCUCGUCGAGUUCCUCCAUCAUGGCAACACCCAGAUUCGAGGCAUCGCGGCUGAGAAUCUUGUUCCCUACUCAACUGCACAGCCUUCGCUCUUCAAGCGCAACCAGUUCGAGCCGGUCAAAGAUCUCAAGCUGUUGCUGAAGGACUAUCAACCCAUAGCCAAAUAUGCACUCACGAUCCUUAUCAACAUCUCAGAGGAUGGCGAGGUCCGCGGGACCCUCGUCGAUGACGAUGUGUUUCUGGAAGCUCUGCUGCGACGGAUGACCGAUUCAACGGAGCCAAAUGCAGACGAACAGUGCAUGCUGCUUGCAAACCUGGCUAAAGCUCCAUCAAUCACCAAGAUUCUAAGUCUCAAGCGUGACAUCCCCCAACCGCUCUCAACUUCACCUUUAGCUGUCGAUCAACUCCUCGACUGCUUUGUCAAGGGCGCGUCGGGAAGCUAUAACAAACACGCCAACUAUGACUACCUCUCCUAUCUCUUCGCAGAUCUCGCCAAACAUCCCGAAGGCCAAAGGCACUUCCUAACGCCCGACUCAGAGUCCAUUAUACCCUUGUCUAAGCUGAUAGUCUUUACCGAACACGCAUCCACAAUCCGACGCCGGGGUGUAGCCAACACCAUCAAGAACGUUGCUUUCUCCAUCGAAGAUCACGACCGUCUACUUGUUAACUCGGCAGAAGGGAUCGCACUCUUGCCCUACCUUCUCCUGCCCUUGAUGGGAAGCGAGGAGUACGACGACGAAGACACGGAGGGCAUGCUCGAUGAAUGCCAGCUUCUGCCUCCCGACAAGGAACGGGAGAAGCAAGCCGACAUCAUCGGCACGCAUCUGGAAACGUUGCUGCUGCUGACGACAACUAAGAACGGCAGGCGGAGGCUGAGAGAUGUGAAAGUGUACCCAAUCGUUCGCGAACUGCAUAUGCAUGUUGACGAUGAGAGUGUGCAGGAGGGGUGUGAUCGGUUGGUGCAGGUAUUGAUGCGAGGGGAGGAGGAUGACGCCGCUGAU
Messenger RNA from Baudoinia panamericana UAMH 10762, 1020 nucleotides. RefSeq lists its product as uncharacterized. The record is from RefSeq and is a predicted model, not a curated record. The annotation marks the transcript as partial. NCBI's taxonomy places the organism in Eukaryota, Fungi, Ascomycota, Dothideomycetes, Mycosphaerellales, Teratosphaeriaceae. The transcript has 4 exons.